Messenger RNA from Lates calcarifer (barramundi perch), 1342 nucleotides. RefSeq lists its product as uncharacterized. Gene Ontology annotation, molecular function: NAD+ poly-ADP-ribosyltransferase activity. NCBI's taxonomy places the organism in Eukaryota, Metazoa, Chordata, Actinopteri, Centropomidae. The transcript is spliced from 2 exons. Bases 153 to 821 code for a protein of 222 amino acids. Gene Ontology annotation, cellular component: cytoplasm. The record is from RefSeq and is a predicted model, not a curated record.
UAACCGGCCAUGAGGUACAUGUCAUGACGUCAUCAAAAGUGCAAAUGAAACAGAAAGUGAACGUUACUGAGCCUGCAGAGACAGCGAGUCCUCACUGACGAUCUUUGCAGGACCUGAGCAACAUCCUCUCUCAGCCACAUUCUUAAAUCAAGAUGUCAGUGCAGUUCUCUGGCUGGGAGGUGGUCGACGAUGGUGCUUCAUUUCCCGGUGUGGAGCUGGGCCCAUCACAGACACCUCAGAACAGGGGCGUUUACGCUAUGUACCAUGGAACCAGUGUUGCCAGUGCACGGCUCAUCAUUGCCAAUGGUUUUAAACCAUCAACAGGUGGCAUGCUGGGACCAGGCGUGUAUGUCAGUCGUGACACAAAAAAGGCAUCUAAUUAUCCAUUGUUUUGUAACCCUUCAGACCGUGUGGUCCUUAAUGUACGUGUGCGUGUUGGCCGUGUCAAGCGGAUUGACAAGGACAACCAUCCUAUGCAAUUAACCUGGCACUCACAUGGCUAUGACACAGCCUGGGUGCCCCCCAAGUGUGGCAUGCAAUCUGUGCCCAGCGGCCUAGAGGAAGACUGUGUUUUUGACCCCAAAAGAGUGAAGGUGGUGGGCAUAGCAAAGGCACCAAACACCAACGUAGAGAAGGAGCUAAAGCAGCUUCUAGGAAAAAAGUCCAAAGGAGGAAGAGGUGGUGGUGGUACUGUGGACGUCUGCUCGCUGUGUAAGAGGAAGACGCAGAAGGGUUCUCUACACAUCAAGCAGCAGUGCUGGGAGUGUGGGAAAAACAUCUGCAUUCUCAUGUCCAAGCAUUACUGUCCAUCUAAACCCUGACAUGAAGACUGAAGAAGGUGGCUUGAAAAACAGAGUGGAGCAGUGACACGAAGACAAUCCACAUCUACACAGCCUCUGUAUGUGCUGGGAAAAUCAAACUGAUACAGCUUAGAGGGGUAAAAAAUAAAGACUUCAUAUAUCCUUACAUAAAGAAAUAGCUUUAAUUGGUACAAUAUGUUAAAAUUGUUACUGCCGGUCAUGUUUUGCAGAUCUCUGUAAAUGAUGUACAAAAUCUUAUUUCUGAACUCAUACCAGCCUAAAGUAAAUCAUUACUGUACUAGCUUUACAUUCUCUGAUCAUCAUGUGUUAUGAUUACCAGCAGUCAAGAUGAGACACUACAUGCAAAAUGACUUUUUUCCUGUCUGACAGUGAAAAUUCAUAAUUUUAUGUGAUUAAAAUGAAAUUUGAACUGUUAUAAUACUCUUAUGAUUGUGAUUUACUAAUGUGAUUUAAAUUAAAGGAACACUAAAUUAUGUAACAAAUCUAAAAACAAUAAAUGUCAUUAUAUUUGAGACCCAUAA